CUUUUAGCUAGCACAAGGAACCCGAAAACGCAACCAUGAUGCACAUGACUUUCUACUGGGGAAACAAUGUCACACUACUUGUCGAUUUAUGGAAAACUGAUUCAUGGUUCGCUUACUUUGUCACUUUAGUUGUUUGUUUUAUUGCCUCGGUUUUCUAUCAGUUCAUGGAAGAUCAGCGUCUGCAAUUCAAGCUACUUUCCUCCAAAACUGCAGUCGAGAAUGCUCCUCUCCUUCAUACCAAGUUCGGCUCCAGUGGAAGACAAGCCAGGUUCAUAGGAUCAUUACUUUUCGGGAUAAACUCUGCGAUGAAUUACCUUAUGAUGCUUGCAAUAAUGUCGUUUAAUGGUGGUGUAUUUAUGGCAAUCGUGGUUGGACUGGCUGUUGGAUACUGGUUGUUUAGGAGUGCAGAUGAUGAACAAAUUAUGCUUGUCGAUGAUUCUUGUGCUUGUUGUUGAUCUUUGCUCUUCAUCUAUGUUUGAUGUGACGUAUGGAAUGAGAUCUCUUCUUUUUGACAAAAAAACCAAAAAUAGGAUUACUAAUAGGACACACACACACAGUGGGACUGUAUGUGUAUAUUUGUACGUGUUUGAGUUUGUAUUUAUGUGGCUGUGUACAUUGUUUGUUCGGUUCCUAUGUAUGUUUGUUGCUGCUCA
Molecule: messenger RNA, 653 nt
Organism: Erigeron canadensis
Lineage: Eukaryota; Viridiplantae; Streptophyta; Magnoliopsida; Asterales; Asteraceae
Product: copper transporter 5-like
Exons: 2
Coding region: 36-455 (139 amino acids)
Biological process (GO): intracellular copper ion homeostasis; copper ion transmembrane transport
Cellular component (GO): plasma membrane
Molecular function (GO): copper ion transmembrane transporter activity
Source: RefSeq, a predicted model, not a curated record